ACCCACGACGUGACGUCACCAGAGACCUUAAACAUGGCCGACAGCGACCGAUGGACAUACUGAAAACCUAACCCAAAACAUUGGCCAACCUCCCAAAUUCUACGAGACUUUGAAGCGGAUAUUUAAAGCUUUCUAUGUCAAACAUCCAAUUUUGUCAACGAGUAGACAUCGCCAGCCGAAGCAUACGUUUGUUUUUUUUAUUUUAAGAGAACGGGAGAUAAGGAGGCUAUCGAGCUAAACUCCACCACAUUGCGAUAAAAAGCGGCGCAGCCUGUCGUCUAACUGGAGGUCCCAGAUAACUCCUGAACAAUUAAAACACCGCCGCAGUGAGUAAACAUGGAACAAAGGCGUAGACACGGAAAAUCGCACACCACCGACGGCGGGGGCAGAAGCAGCAGCAGCAGCAGUAGCAGCAGCGGGGGGGACUCGGACGGCGGCAGCCCCGCGUCCCCGACCGGGGGCCACGCGUCCUCCGACAGCCAACAAGGCCCUUCGUCGUCCUCGGGCAACGCGUUCGCCAACGACGGUAGCUUCAUGGAGAUGUUCAAGAAGAAGAUGGAGGCGGAGAUGAGGAAAAAGGCGCAGGGGACAGAUGAAGAGCAAGGACAUAAGAAGCCCCCUCCAGUGACCAGCUUUGUGGGGAAGCGCAGAGGUGGUGUGUUCCUUAAGACCGGCAUGGUUGCCAAGAAGCAGAAACAGGACUCUGAGGCUACGCCCGGCAAGAGUGACGCUUGGUCAAAGUACAUGGCUGAGGUGAAAAAGUACAAAGCCCACCAGUGUGGCGACGACGAUAAGACCAGGCCGCUGGUCAAGUAGGUGCGGAUCAACAGAAGAGACCUUCGCCUUUCUUCCAUCUCAUGUUUUCCUGAGUUUUCCGUUUUUGUAUUUUUUUUUUUUCUUGAUUUGAAUUGACACUUCAUGUUUUCCUCAAGAAACUUUGCAGAUUUAUCAUAUUAUAGCCAUUUCUGUUUAUGUUUAGGCUUGAUAAAAAUGUACACUGCCUGAUCAUUGUGGUGUUAUGUUUACUUAUGUCCAAAGCACAUUAGUUGGCAAGUCCGGAAGCAAAUUAAAAAACAAAACAAAAAAAAAUUGCAAAAACUGUUUUGUAGUAAAACUUUAAAAAUGUAGCUUAAUAUGGAAUCUUAAAAAGACAAAAUCCCAAAGCAUGCUUGUUUUGUGAACUUGCUUUACACAUUAAAUAGAAAAAAAAAAAUUCCCCAUUGAACACAAAAAUUGCUUUAAAUUUUAGAAGAAACUCAUUUUGAAAAACAAUUGCCAAAAAUAAAAGCUGAGCAGUUUGUAGUAAGAAAUCACCUGAAAUUGCAUUAAAAAAUUGCUAAAGUAAACCUUACAAUUGGG
This is a messenger RNA of Phycodurus eques (leafy seadragon), 1359 nucleotides long. RefSeq names its product telomerase RNA component interacting RNase (gene trir). The coding region runs from base 337 to 816 and encodes 159 amino acids. The record is from RefSeq and is a predicted model, not a curated record. The transcript has 4 exons. Lineage: Eukaryota; Metazoa; Chordata; Actinopteri; Syngnathiformes; Syngnathidae. Gene Ontology annotation, molecular function: 5'-3' exonuclease activity; 3'-5' exonuclease activity.